UUCUCUAAUCGCAGCAUAAGCAUCGCACUGCACCAGGAUGGCCGCCAUGCUGAAAAUCCACAAAAACUUUGUCAUCAUACUUGAAGCCUUGAGCUCUUCGCCAGUCAUAAACAAUGAUCCUUCAGGUCGGCGGAGACAAGAGACACAAGAUAUACAGGUUAAUGUGACUCGAUGGUUGCUGGUACAGUGCUUUAGUCUGACUAAAUGCCACUUGGCUUAUCUCUGGGUCUCAGUGGGUCCGUGGCCUGCUCACUUCCGUGACACGUCACAACAGUUGCGUAAACAUCCCGAUUGCAAUGUAAUCAUUAUGUCACAACAGGUUAUGGGAGAAGAUGUCGUCUGUUAGGAUUUUGCUGCGAUUGACAGUCGUAGCUUUAAUAUUUGUAAACAGGCUUUUUAUCUCACUGCAUUAGCCAUCCAACUGGUAGCAGACUAGGUGCACCAAGAAGACUGCUUAGAGAGGGCUGUCACAUGGUAUUUGAUAGUCCACAAUCCAUACGUUUGUUGUCUCUUACACACACCAAAGAGAUUGUGAUAUAUAUAUAUAGUUAACUCUCUUUUUUAAUAACAACAUCAACACAUCUUUUUAACGCCAUCCUGGCAGAAAGAAACUAAACCUUUACACUCAAGGAAACGGUGACACCCACUAUAUUCUUUCUCAUAUUCUUCUUUAUUUCCUCUGUCAGGCAAAGUUUUGAGCAUGUAUCUUACUCGUCUUCCUGCGGUAUAUAACAACGGUGCUCAUCUUUGUCUCUUGCUGGUAUGAAUUCUUCUAGCCAUGGUGUCUACUGAACGCUUAUCGUAUUCGUGUCACCCAUAGGUUCGAAUGGUGGUGGUCUGUCAAGCAACUCGUCGCUUUCCCCAGGAUACGACAGAAUGGUAAGAAGAAAAAGUGAAAAUGCCGGAACUUCCUCAUCAAAGAAGAGGCGGAUUGAACAGGAUGCUGAGGAAGAAGAGAUGGAGAGUGAAGAUGAAGGAACCGAAAGUAAUGUCAACACAUCUCCUAAUAAAGAAGCAGAGGUUGGCAUUGUAGAGAGGGUGAUUCUGAAAAACUUCAUGUGUCAUGGACGACUGGAUAUUAAAAUGGGACCCAAUAUCAAUUUCAUCAUUGGUCGGAAUGGAAGUGGAAAGAGUGCAGUUGUGACAGCCCUUGUUGUUGGUUUAGGUGGAAAAGCAUCAGUAACCAAUAGAGGAAGCACUAUCAAAUCCUUUAUCAAGUCUGGAAAACAGACUGCAGAGGUGGAAAUUCAGAUCCGAAAUCGAGGGACAGAUGCAUUCAAACCAAGUCUGUAUGGAGAUUCAAUUAUUGUUCAGCGCAAGUUCACGGCUGAUGGUGGGAGUCGAUAUGUCCUCAAAAGUCAUGAUGAUCGAGUGGUGUCCGAGAAACGAGAAGAACUAAUCCACAUGCUGGAUCAGAUGAACAUCCAGGUGGAGAAUCCAGUAGCCAUCUUAAACCAGGAUACUUCCAGAAACUUCUUGCACUCUAAAAGUCCCCAGGAUAAGUAUAAGUUCUUCCUCAAAGCCACGCAGCUGGAACAGAUGCAGCGAGACUAUACUUUUGCUACAGAGCAGAAGAACAUCACAAAUGCCAUCAUUGAACAGAAAGAACGGACCAUGCCUAAGCUCAGGGACCAGGUACUUCAGUGGGAGCACAAAUUCAAAAACUUGGGAGCUUUGUCUGACCUCAAGGCUAAAGUAAAGGCCUUAAAAAAUGAAAUGGCCUGGGCUUUUGUGCUUGAGAAGGAGAAGGGUCUGGAACCUCUGCAAAAGGCUCUGCGGACAGAGGAAGCGCGACUGCCCAAAUUUGUGCAAAAAGUUGAAGAAAGCAAAGAAAAGAUGAAAGCUUGUGAAGAAAAUCUUAAGAAAAAAAAGGAGGAGGUCCUACGUAUCACUCAGGAAGUAGAACGAUUGAUGCCACAACUGAAAGAACGCAGAGAUGCUUUCAGUACUUCCAAAGUAGAACUGCGCAGUGCUUUCAAUGCAGUGAGCAAUAUCAAUCGGGACCUUAAAAGUGCUAUUUCAGACAGAAAACAACUUAUGGAGAGGAUUCAUGAAUUGCAAAAGUCGGCGCAACAUGACUAUGAAGCAGAACGGUUGGCACGGCAGCAUCAUAUAGAGAAACUUGAGGGAGAACUGCGAUCAGAAGAGGCUGAGCAUCGAGUUGCUGAACAUGAACGGGAACAGUUCCAAGCUGCUGUUUCCAAAUACAAAACAGACAUCUACAAUCUUGAGCGGGAUCUGCGAGCCAAACAGGAAGAGAUCAAUCAAUGUCAGCGUAAUCUCCAAACCUUAAAAGAUGCUCGCAGCAAUCGUGUCAAACGCUUUGGCAGUUGGGUGCCUUCUGCACUUGAGAAAAUUGAGGAAUGGCAUCGUCAGGGACGGUUCCAUCGCAAACCUCUUGGUCCUCUUGGUUCCUGCUUCCAGCUGAAGGAACAAUGCUGGAGUGUGGCAGCGGAGGCUUGCCUUCGUGGACUGAUCCACUCAUUUGCCUGUCAUGAUCAUCAUGAUGAAAAACUCUUAGAGCAAAUCCUGCGAGAAGUUGCUCCCCAUGGACGUCGUCCUUCCAUCAUCACUGCAAAGUUUAGAGAGCGGGUGCACGAUGUCUCCAAAUUUCGUGUGCGAGACUCCCCAUAUCCCGCUGUCUUAGACGUCAUUCAGUGUGAUGAUCCAGUGGUUCUCAACACACUGAUAGAUCAGCGUGGAAUAGAGAACAUAAUCCUUAUAACAGAAGCAGCUGAGGCACGCAACGUCAUGAUGCAUCGACCCCCUUCCAACUGCAAUGAGGCUUUUACACGAGAGGGUGACCAGUUGUUCUGUCAGCCAACAUUCCGAUAUUACUCAUCUGACACCAGUAGUGCACGCUGUUUUCUCACCUCAGAUGUGGAGCGAGAGAUUGUCGGCCACGAGAAAAUUCUGGUUGGAUUGAAUCAGGAGGUGAAGAAGCUGCAGGAUCAGAAGGUGGAGCUGCAGAAUAACAUUCGGAGUAAUCAGCAAAUGGAGAAACGAUGUGAAACUAAACUUAUGAAACUUGGGGAGAAAAUAUCCAACCUGAAAUAUGAGCUGAAGGAAUUGCGCAGUGUAGAGGACCCUGUACCUGUUGACAUCUCCACUCUGGAGGAAGAUGUAGAAACAUACAGUCAACAGAUCUUAGAGUUAGAGGAUAGAAGGGCACAAGCUGAGGCCUUAAAACAAGAGAAACAGCAGCAGUGUAAUGAUGCAGAAACCCAUUUUCAUGAAAUGGAGGCUCAGAUGAAGGCACUUACAGACAGUGAUCUGCCUCUGAAGGAAGAAUUAACCAGUUUCCAAAAUGAUCUUGACGUUGCACUUUCGCACAAGCGGCACUACCAGACCAAGCUUAAAGAGCAAGAAAAAAAUAUUGAAGAUCAUAAGAAGAAUGUUGCUGCAAUGCAGCAACAGAUUCAGGCAGAUGAAGCCAAAGCAGCUCAGAUUUGCCCUGAGCGAAUCAAUACACGUCGCACCCCUCGUAAUCUGGAAAGUGAAAUCAACCAGAUCAACAUCCGUAUCACCCAGGAAGAGAAAAGCCAAGGAAAUCCAGAGGAGAUAACACGUCAGUACAAUGAGACACAGAUGGCGUAUAAAAAGCUGAAUAAAGAAGUAAACCAGUUCAAACGGUUUCUAGAAAAGUUGGCUCAAGCUGUAGUCAAGCGUGAAGAAGCCAUUGGCGAGUUCCGACUGUCUGUGGCGCUGAGAUGCAAGUUGUUCUUCCUCAAGAGCAUAAACAUGAGGAACCAACAGUAUAACAUACGUCUGCGGUUCAAUCACCAAAGAGAAUCGUUGGACAUGUUGGUGUCCCCUACAGAGCAGACUGAUGUUACCAAAGACCUGAAAUCACUGUCGGGAGGUGAGCGGUCGUUUGCAACAGUGUGUUUCAUUCUCAGUCUCUGGAAUGCUAUGGAAUCUCCCUUUCGCUGUUUGGAUGAAUUUGAUGUCUUUAUGGAUAUGGUAAACCGGCGAAUCUCAAUGGACAUGAUGCUUCAGGUCGCAAAGACACAAAAGGAUCGACAGUUUAUCUUUCUCACCCCACAAGAUAUGAGUCAACUCAACAUUGGACGAGAAUGUCGCAUCUUUCGUAUGCCUGAUCCUGAUCGUACACAAGGCGGACAAACAACUCUAACCUCUACUCAGGAAUAGGAGUGCUCAUCAAAGCAUGUGAACUGCAGAGUGCACUUUGCAAAUUUGAAAAAAAUGGAAGUGCCGAGAGACAGUGUGUGAUUUAGAUAAAUUUACAUGCAAUGUUCUUGCAUAAACUGUAUUUCAUUGUGAGUAAAGAAACAGUGAAGGACCUUCAGAACUGUUGCUAUACUCGCACUUAUGUGCAUAUAUUUGUGCUGUUGACAAAGAACUGCUGGAGCUUUAUUUUUGGUGCUAGCCACUCUGAAUUUGACAUUCUCAUUAAGGGUUUAAUUGAUGUUAAUGUUUGUAACGCAAUACACACAACUUCUACGUUUCUAGGCAGAUGAUCAUCCAAUCACUUGUUUAGAUAAUUUUAACAUCAAUAUUACACGGUCACUUAGCAGACACAAAAGAAAUAAAGGCAAGAGCAUGGCUUAAUAAGCAUGUCUACUGCAUAUACAGUAGGGUCACAUCUGUAUAUUUCUCACAGUGUGACACUGUGGUGAUGGAAUUACAUCAAAAUACAGUACAAACUAAAAAUUAAAGGAGUUUUUGUUAAGAUUUGUCUCUGCAGUAGAAUUUAUUAUUGCUGCUAUUUUAUUUCUACAAUAAUCCAGAGAAAAUUCUUGGAUUUUAAGAAAGAAAAAUUGAAACCCAUCAUAGUAAAUGAGGAGCCCAUCAAAAUUCGUUUCACCCUGUUUUCACUGUUUAUAUUUGAUGUAAGAAAGAACAGAAUGCAAAAUUAUUUCUCCGAGUUAUAUUUUCAAUUAUUUUUUUACAUUGUGUGAUUGAAGAGAUACUGAAAGAUUAUGGAACUAUAUUAUAUCAACAUUAUUAAAAUGUUCUGGGUUGUCUUUA
Molecule: messenger RNA, 4992 nt
Organism: Pomacea canaliculata
Lineage: Eukaryota; Metazoa; Mollusca; Gastropoda; Architaenioglossa; Ampullariidae
Product: structural maintenance of chromosomes protein 6-like
Exons: 28
Coding region: 877-4152 (1091 amino acids)
Biological process (GO): double-strand break repair via homologous recombination
Cellular component (GO): site of double-strand break; Smc5-Smc6 complex; nucleus
Molecular function (GO): single-stranded DNA binding; ATP hydrolysis activity; damaged DNA binding
Source: RefSeq, a predicted model, not a curated record